Messenger RNA from Corticium candelabrum, 909 nucleotides. Its product is annotated as GA-binding protein subunit beta-1-like. The coding region runs from base 392 to 631 and encodes 79 amino acids. NCBI's taxonomy places the organism in Eukaryota, Metazoa, Porifera, Homoscleromorpha, Homosclerophorida, Plakinidae. The record is from RefSeq and is a predicted model, not a curated record. The transcript is spliced from 5 exons. Gene Ontology annotation, molecular function: protein binding.
UGUAAACGGCUAGAAUAGAACGUUUGUUAGUAAGUUAAAUUGAGUAGUAAUGUAAUAUUUAUGGUGAUGGAGUGUAAGUUUGUUGUGUGAGAGUGUCGUGUUGAGUGAUUUCUCGUUUGUGAGUGAAAUUGUAAAGAUUUGUUGUGAUUGAUGUGUUGAUGUGAUGCUAGAAUGAGUGAGACACACCACACAUGGAUUGAGAUUAGAGAGGGCCGUGAGGGACAACAAAGUUGAUGAGGUGGAAAGUCUUCUGAAAUCAGGAGCGUCACCUAGUGCGUGUGAUGCUUAUGGAUGUCUUGUACUUGGGACAGCUUGUGAUAGAGGCUUCACUUCCAUUGUAGAAAUUUUGUUGCAGAAAGGUGCAAAUGUAAACAAAACUACUCUUCAUGGUAUGACUGCUUUAAUGUAUGCAGCACUUCAUGGUUAUGAUUCACUAAUUGUUAUGUUAUUAUUAGCUAAUGCUGAUGGUAAUCAGAAGGAUAAGGUUGGAUGGACAGCAUUGCAUUAUGCUGCUAACAACAAUCACUCCAAAGUUGUUCGUAUUCUGUUAGAGAAUGGAUGUGAUAUGAAUAUAAAAUCCAAUCCUCUCAAUCCAGUUGAUUAUAAAAAUCAGUGGCAUGCAGCUUAUUGACUCUCUAGACGGGAACGGAGUCCACAGAUUGGCGUGUAUUGCUAACGCCGAUUAUCUGAAAUGAAUGUAACGUUUGACGAUACUUUAGUCUUAGCAAGCAGCUCUUCUUACGAUAUUGGCUCUCCUCACGGUGAACUGGAAACAUCUAGUCGUGGGAAAACAGAAGCUAGUGCAGUGGACCUACCAUGUUCAGGAAGUGUAGAGUUGACUCUUAGUUGCAUGUGUUGCGUACUACGUACGACUUGUUUUCAAUGCACGAACUCUGAGUGCUACACACA